Oryza brachyantha (malo sina) is the source of this 2359-nucleotide messenger RNA. RefSeq names its product guanylate-binding protein 4-like. Gene Ontology annotation, molecular function: GTPase activity; GTP binding. The record is from RefSeq and is a predicted model, not a curated record. The transcript is spliced from 17 exons. The coding region runs from base 364 to 2187 and encodes 607 amino acids. NCBI's taxonomy places the organism in Eukaryota, Viridiplantae, Streptophyta, Magnoliopsida, Poales, Poaceae.
AUUAAAUAGGGAGGCGAGCAGGCGACGCUCGCAUCGCUCGUCCUCCUCCUCCCCCAAAUUUUUCCUUCUCGUCGUCGUCGUCGUCUCCAAUCUCUCGCGGUUCCUUGCCGUGGAAGCAACUCCGAAUCCAUCCAUUCGGGCAAAACCCUAGCCACCGGGAUCCCGAGGCCUCGCGGUUGCCGCUAUCCACUGGGUGUUUGCUGCUGGAUCCUUCACCAGGUUUGACGUGGCGGGCGUGGGCCAUUGGUCGCCGCAUUGGGGCGGCUAGGGUGUCGUGCUUGCUCGGAGGUGGAGAUCUGGGAGGAGGAGGUGGUGGUGAAGAGUGUCGUGCGGAGGGGCUUGGCUGCGGUGCGGGAGCCGGAGAUGGGGCGGUGGGCCGCCGGGAUCUGCGCGGUGGCGCUGGUUUGGUGGCUCGCCGCGGCGGCCGCGGGAGACCCCGAACCUGACGAGCUGGAGCGCGCGUUUCCAAUUGUGGAGCCAGAUUAUGGCCACACCAAGCUACGUCUCUCACAACAAGGUCUAGAGGCAAUUCGAAGGAUAGAAACUCCUAUUGCUGUCGUUGGUGUUAUUGGGCCAUAUCGAUCUGGAAAGUCUUUUCUCCUCAACCAGCUUCUAUCCUUAUCAUGUGAUAAAGGUUUUGGAGUUGGCCAUAUGCGAGAUACUAAAACGAAAGGUGUAUGGGUUUGGGGUACACCUGUUGAAAUGGAUGUUGAUGGUUCAAAAGUAUCUGUCCUUUAUCUUGACACUGAAGGAUUUGAGAGUGUUGGGAAGUCAAAUGUAUAUGAUGAUAGGAUAUUUGCUCUAGCAACUGUCUUAAGUUCAGUGCUGAUCUACAACCUUCCUGAGACGGUGCGUGAAGCUGAUAUAUCUAGGCUAUCAUUUGCUGUUGAGAUCGCAGAAGAAUUCUAUGGAAGAGUGAAGGGGCAAGAUGUUGCUUUUGAACCAGCAAAGCUUCUCUGGCUUAUCCAGAGGGAUUUCCUGCAAGGAAAAUCUGUUCAGCAAAUGGUCAAUGAAGCCCUCCAGCGGGUACCUAACGAAAGUGGAGACAGAUAUAUUGAUGAGGUUAAUCAAAUCAGAGAUUCGUUGGCAGUUAUGGGCAACAAUAGCACUGCUUUUAGCCUGCCCCAGCCACAUCUACAACGAACAAAGUUAUGUGACAUGGAUGACAAAGAGCUUGACCCCCUCUAUGUAGAAAGGCGGGAUCAAUUGAAGCAGGUCGUUGCGUCUAUCGUAAAACCAAAAAUUGUGCAGGGGAAAACUCUGAAUGGAAAGGAGUUUGUGUCUUUCUUGCAGCAGAUUCUGGACGCAUUAAAUAAAGGAGAGAUUCCAUCGACAGGGUCUCUUGUUGAAAUUUUCAAUAAGGCCAUUCUUGAACGCUGUCUGAAGGUGUAUAGGGAGAAAAUGGAUGGCUUAGGUCUACCAGUACCAGUAGACAAACUGCAGCAAGUUCACGAGGGGGCAAAUGAUCAAGCUAGAAUGCUGUUUGAUAAGCAGCACUUCGGUAAACAUCAUGCUUCUCAGUCAAUCCUCAAGCUUGAUGACGAGAUCAAAAAGGUGUACAGAAACUUCCUUCUAGCAAAUGAGUAUCAAUCAUCAAAGCUGUGUGAAGCACGCUUCUCAGAGUGUGAAGAUAAAAUGGACAACCUUCAAGUCUUGAAGCUUCCUUCCAUGGCAAAGUUCAAUGCAGGGUUUGUUCACUGCAAUCGAAGUUUUGUAAGGGACUGUGUGGGCCCUGCAAAGGAAAGCUAUGAGCGCAGAAUGUCAAAGAUGCUCGUCAAGUCUCGUGCUCUUUUUAUCAAGGAGUACAAUAAUAAGCUCUUCAACUGGUUGGUGACCUUCUCCCUAGUCAUGGUGGUUAUUGGGCGCUUUGUCAUCAAGUUCUUUUUACUUGAGAUUGUUGCCUGGGUGAUGUUCAUCUUCCUGGAGACCUACACAAGAAUGUUCUGGUCAGCAGAGUCAUUGUACUAUAACCCAGCUUGGCACAUUAUCGUCUCUUCCUGGGAAACUAUCGUGUACAGUCCUAUCCUCGAUCUGGACAGGUGGGCAAUCCCCAUUGCCGUAUUGCUAUCCUUUUGGCUUCUUUACUGGCGAUGUUUCGGUAGAAGAAAACGGGGCAGCCGAUCGUCACUCCUUCCGUUGCACAACAAGAGCUCCCACAAGAACUCAACUCGCCCGAGAUCAGACUAAUCCGAUGCUUUUUUCCUGAAAGGACAGUACAAAAGUACGAAAUUUGUAGAAGCAGAAGAUACUUGUCUUCCAUGCCGCGUUGGAUUGGAUUGGAUUGGAUUGGAUGGGCCUUCUUUUGGUGGUUCCCUGCCAAUGUAUCAGUGGUUCGCCUUUUUUUGUUUGGCAACGGAAG